Aspergillus melleus is the source of this 1137-nucleotide messenger RNA. RefSeq names its product zinc-dependent alcohol dehydrogenase. The record is from RefSeq and is a predicted model, not a curated record. Lineage: Eukaryota; Fungi; Ascomycota; Eurotiomycetes; Eurotiales; Aspergillaceae. The transcript is spliced from 3 exons. The coding region runs from base 1 to 1137 and encodes 378 amino acids. Gene Ontology annotation, molecular function: oxidoreductase activity; zinc ion binding.
AUGGUCUUGAACUUCAAAUCUCCCGAGCCAAUCCCCAAAAUCCAGACUGUAGCUCUGGUUAACGAGCUCGGUGGUGACAUCGAGUUCCGCGAGGAUUACCCCGUUCCCACGCCCGGACAGAACGAAGUACUCGCAAAGGUUCUAUAUACGGGGGUCUGCCACAGUGAUCUCCAUACCAAGAGUGGUACCGCCGCAAGCGCAGAUGGCAAGCCCCAUACCAAUAAGCUCCCGCACAUCGGUGGACAUGAAGGUGUAGGGCGAAUUGUGGCACUGGGCCCUGGAUGCGGAUCAGAUCUGAAAGUCGGAAGCUUCGUCGGCAUUCGCUUCUCCAGUCGUAUCUGUCGGAGAUGCGAUUUCUGUUUAGCUGGAAUGGAGCAACAUUGUGUGAAAGGGACCAACCAUCUGGUCCACGAAGACGGCAGUUUCCAAGAGUAUAUUGCGCUUGACGCGGACUACUUGACAAUCUUGCCGGACGAUAUCGACCCAAGGGUCAUGGGUCCUGUCCUAUGUGCUGGCGUCACUGCAUACAAAGUAAGGGAUUUCCUCACCGUGGAAACUAAAUCUGACCGAGUACAGGCCGUUUUGAAAACCAACAUCCGCGCAGGUAACUGGCUGAUAGUAGUAGGCGCUGGCGGUGGCCUCGGCCAUCUGGCAGUCCAAUACGCAAAAGCACAAGGAGCUCUGGUCAUUGGGGUAGACGCUGGCGAUAAAAGAGACUUUGUGUUGAGCCUCGGGGCCAGGGAAUUCAUUGACUUCACAUCCACCGAUCCCGCCCAGCGGGUCCACGAGAUCACCGGCCUCGGGGCCCAUGCGGUAGUGGUUACAGCGGGCAGCGCGAAGGCAUUUGCACAUGCGUGUGACAUGUUGCGUGUCGGGGGUACGCUGAGCUGCGUCGGUAUACCGCCAGGACGCCCAGCCCUAGAAACCCCCAUCGCCACCAUUGUUAUCAAAGGUCUAAAGAUCACGGGAAGCCUCAUCGGGUCGCUGAAAGAAUGUAUGGAAGCUGUGGAUCUGGUUCGCCAUGGGGUAGUCAACCCGGUUAUCAAGGUCCGUCCUUUUAGAGAGCUCCCUCAGAUAUAUGAGGAGAUGGAAAGGGGUGACAUAGCGGGAAGAGUUGUUCUUCAGGUCUCAGAGUAA